This is a messenger RNA of Triticum turgidum subsp. durum (durum wheat), 2568 nucleotides long. The record is from the annotation of a GenBank genome assembly. NCBI's taxonomy places the organism in Eukaryota, Viridiplantae, Streptophyta, Magnoliopsida, Poales, Poaceae.
AUGGAGCCGUUGUGGGUUUUCGUUGGUGCAUUAUUGGCAGCCACAGCAGUUCAUGUCGCCGGUCAGCAAGAAGGUUUCCUGAGCAUCGACUGCGCCCUGGAUGCCAAAUUCAACGGACGCAGAGACACCUACACAAACAUCGCCUACGUCUCCGACGAUCCGUACGUUGACGGCGGGAAGAACCAUAGGGUAGCCGCCGAGUUCGAUGACAGUUCUACAGCCGAGAACCUCCGCACACUCAGGAGCUUCCCGUCUGGCUUACGGAACUGCUAUACCCUCCCAACCGAGAGCGGUGGCAAGUACCUGGUCCGGAUGGUGUUCUUACACGGGGAAUACGACGGGAAGACCAGUCCGUCGUUCGAGGUACACUUGGGCAGCAACUACUGGGACACGUUCCGGAACAAUGACUACUGGUGGUCCGAAGCGGUCUUCGUCGCGUGGGCGAGCUGGGUGCCGUUGUGCCUGGUGAACACCGGCGGCGGCACGCCAUUUGUGAACACGGUGGAGCUGAGGCCGCUCUUACCCUCGCUUUACCCCCAGGUCACUGUCAACGAGUCGAUAUCCGCCUUUGCAAGGAGAAAUCUGGGGGCAAACACUAGUUACCGGUUUCCCGACGAUCCAUAUGACCGCUUCUGGGGAUGGAAAGUCAGCUCGUUGUGGGCAAACCUUUCCACCAAAGAGACCAUCCAGCAGGAAGACAACUACGCUGUGCCCAUCCCUGUUCUUCGGACAGCCGUCGCUCCUGUCAACAAUGCCACGGUGCUAAACCUCGGUACAUGGGAAACGUACAAAAGUUCAUUCGAGUUUAAAAUUUUUCUACACUUCUCCGACAUCCAAAACACCCAGCUCCGACAGUUCGACAUCUACUUGAACGACCAUGAGUGGUACAAGAAAUACAGCCCCCCGUAUCUGAUCGCUCAUUCUCUGUAUUCUAUUGGCUGGUACAAGGCUACAGAAGGCACGUACAAUAUUACUCUUGCAGCCACCAAUGCAUCUGUGCUGCCUCCGAUGAUCAACGCAUACGAGAUCUUCAACCUCAUCCCCCACGACACUCCGAGGACGUCCCCCAAAGACUUCGACACAAUGAUGGCUAUCAAACUCGAGUACGGAGUAAAGAAAAACUGGAUGGGUGAUCCAUGCUUUCCUGCCAACUAUCGUUGGAGUGGCGUGAACUGUAGCGGCGUAACUGCUAACACAACGCGGAUAAUAUCUGUGGAUCUGUCAGACAGUAACUUGACUGGAGUGAUAUCUGAUAACUUCACACUGCUCACAGAACUCCGAUAUCUGGAUUUAUCUGGCAACAGUCUGAAUGGACCAGUUCCAAAGUCCCUCUGUAAAAGGAGUGCAGGAUCACUCAUUUUCAGGUAUCAAUCUGAUGAAGAUAUGUGCAACAAAACAACAAUAAGUCCGCCUCCAUCAAAAAAUAGAACAGCCAUAAUAUCUAUUUCAAUAGUGGUUCCCAUGUUGGUAGUGGCUAUACUUGUUCUGGCAUGUUUGAUCUGGAGGGGAAGGAGAAAGCCCAAAAUUUCUACACAUGAUCCUCCCAGGGAACCAGAACUUCAGAGUGCUCCUGAAAGUAGAAAAAGUAAUGGGGAUCAGCUACAAAAUACUGAGAACCGCCGAUUCACAUACAAGGAGCUAGAGAAGUUUACUGAUAAAUUCCAACGGUGCAUUGGUAAAGGAGGUUUUGGACUCGUGUACUACGGCCGUUUAGAAGACAAUGCUGAGGUUGCUGUCAAGAUGCGUUCUGAAUCAUCAUCACAUGGACUUGAUGAGUUUUUAGCCGAGGUCAAUAGCUUGACAAAGGUGCAUCACAGGAACCUAGUUUCUUUGGUUGGUUACUGCUGGGAGAAGGACCAUUUAGCACUGGUUUAUGAGUACAUGUCCCAGGGCAAUCUUUGUGAUCAUCUGAGAGGGAAAAAUGGUGCUGGUGAAACCUUAAGUUGGGCGACACGUGUACGAAUCGUGCUUGAAGCUGCACAAGGCCUGGAUUAUCUGCACAAGGGAUGUAGCUUGCCAAUAAUUCACCGGGAUGUGAAAACCAACAACAUUCUCCUAGGUCAUAAUCUAAAGGCGAAAAUAGCUGAUUUUGGACUUUGCAAGACCUAUCUUAGUGACAUGCAGACCCACAUAUCAACCAAUGCGGCUGGGACAGCAGGUUACAUGGACCCCGAGUACUAUCACACUGGCUGGCUCACUGAAAGCAGCGAUGUCUAUAGCUUCGGUGUUGUUCUACUUGAGGUAGCAACCGGUGAACCUCCGGUACUGCCGGGCCAUGGCCACAUCGUUCAACGUGUGAAGCAGAAGAUUGCCACUGGCAACAUCACCACGGUGGCAGAUGCACACCUUGGAGGUGAAUAUGAUGUCAACUCCAUGUGGAAACUGGUCGACACCGCAAUGGCAUGCACAGCGGAUGCUGCUGUCCGAAGGCCAACAAUGGCUGCCGUUGUGGCGCAGCUGAAAGAGAGCCUUGCGUUGGAGGAAGGUCGUGAGGACAGUAGCAUCAGGGGAAGCAUAGUGAGUACUACUUCUGCCCCGAUGUCCGCGUUCGGUCCAUCAGCAAGAUAA